AUGGAGGGUGGGAAGAAAACACAAUCAGGAUCUUCACUCACUUCUGAUCUUUUUGGCUCAAAGAACUCUGCUUCUGGUUCAUCUUCUGGGAUUUUCGGGUCACUCUUAACGCCUCCUGAUAAGGUCCUGAGACAGGAGUACUCUCUGCGUUCAUUCGAAUCUUGGAAGAAAGAUAGUGCUAUAAAUCAGGAUUGGAGUGCCAUGACUGGAUUUCCAGAUAACAAUGCUCUGGGCAAUGAAGGCCAAAGCCAGAGCAGUCGAAGCAAGGACGGGAAUUCAUAUUUUCAGGAGGAGAAAACCAAACCCUGUAAUUAUAGUUCAUCGAUAUACUAUGGUGGUCAAGACCUCUAUACUUUCCCGGAGAGUACCAGAGGAUCUAGCUUUACAACUAUCAAUAAAUAUGAGGCAGAGGAUGACUCGGGCAUGGCUUCGAGAGGGAACUGGUGGCAGGGAUCUCUUUAUUACUAA
Messenger RNA from Fraxinus pennsylvanica, 468 nucleotides. Lineage: Eukaryota; Viridiplantae; Streptophyta; Magnoliopsida; Lamiales; Oleaceae. The record is from the annotation of a GenBank genome assembly.